This is a messenger RNA of Vicia faba (fava bean), 1248 nucleotides long. The record is from the annotation of a GenBank genome assembly. Lineage: Eukaryota; Viridiplantae; Streptophyta; Magnoliopsida; Fabales; Fabaceae.
AUGGCGUACAGAAGAAGGCAAGGCAUAUCAAGAGCUUCAACAUUCAAAGAAGAAAUUCAUUCAUCAUUGGAUGAUGAUCCUAAAGAUUCUCAUCAACAAAAUGGUUCUACACCUUCCCUCUCUUCUUCUAAUUCUCCUUCUCCUUCGCUCGCCGCUCAAGCCAUUAAAGCCUCCGCUGCUCGUCGUCAACCUGCUCUUUCUUUUGCCUUUGACUCCUCUCAUCCUGAUCAUCAACGAUCCACGAAUUUUGAUGCUUAUGGAAAUGACAACAACAAAACUGGUUUCUGGGGUGUUUUGGCUCAUAAAGCCAAAUCAAUUCUUGAUGAAAGCAAUUCAGAUCCACCGCUGCAACAUGACACCAAGCCACAAACUGUCAAAUCACACUCUUUUAAUACAUUUUCUAGCCCUUUUUCAACUCAGCCAUUUUAUCAACCUCCUGACUCUAAUAAAAGAAUGGACAAUGCUUCGGUUCGGAAGGGAUUGGAUGCAAUCACUACUUCCCUUAAUCAUCUAGGUGACACCUUUGAGAAGGCUUAUGAGGAUGGAAAAACAAUGGUGGAGAGUAAGACAGCAGACCUGAGAUCUCAAAUCAGGCGAAAAGGUGACACAAACCAAGCUUCAAGUAUAAGGAAUCCAUGGCAGCAAUCAGAUCAGACACAGUCUCAUUCUAAUCAUGAAACACAACUUAAGCAAUCCCGAGACGUGGCAUUGGCAACAGCAGCAAAAGCAAAAUUACUUCUUCGUGAGCUAAAAACCGUUAAAGCGGAUUUAGCAUUUGCUAAAGCGCGCUGUGCUCAACUUGAAGAAGAAAAUAAAUUACUCAGGGAACGAGAAGGAAGCGAUAAGGGACUUAUCCGUGAUGAUGAUGAUCUGAUUCGGCAUCAAAUGGAAACACUUUUAGCUGAGAAGUCUCGUUUGGCUAAUGAAAAUGAGACAUAUUCAAGGGAAAACCGUUUCUUGAGGGAGAUUGUGGAGUAUCAUCAGCUGACAAUGCAGGAUGUGGUGCAACUUGACGAGGGAAUGGAAGAUGUCGCAGAACUUUAUCCAAUGCCUGUGAAUGGAAUCACUAGGUUGCUAUCUGGCUCACCACUCUCGUUAUCACCUACACCGACAUCGCCUGAUGAGGUUUCUCUAGGUUCAACAAAAGUAAUGUUUCCUAUGCCAGAAGGAGAUGAUGAUGAUGAGAGUACAUCAGAAGAAAAUGAGACUCCUACUAGUGACUCGGCAUCUCAAAAUGCAGCAAAAUGA